CGGCGUUUCGAAAGGAGCCCCAGAGCUGACAAGAGAGCAGGUCCCCGCGGGGGGCCCGGCCUGGGGGCGGGGGAGGGGGCGGGGAGCCGCCCUGCGGGCCAGUUCCUGCCUCCUUUCCUGCCCUCGGCUUCGGCCCGCCUGCCCUCCUGGGAGGGGGGAGCCCGCCCUGGGGCUCGGGGCUGGCCCGGAGAGUCCAUCACUUCCAGGAGAGCUCCCGGGGGUGGCGGGCCGGCCCGGGGCACCCGGGCUGACAUCAGAGGCAGCUCCCACUUCCUCAUUUCUGCAGCUUCUGGACUCCUCACCCCAAACAAACCCUCCCAACAGGUUCAGCCCCUUUGAAACUUCGGUGCACUCUGGGUUUCCAUCCAGAGCUCGGAGGGGCCGGCGCGAGCGCAGCCCCCCGCCCCCGUGGCCGGCCGGCCCUCCGCGGUCCGCUCUGCUGAUUCCGGAGGGAGCCGGGCGAGGAGCCCCACCAUGACCCAGCUGCAGUUCAAAGAUGCUUUUUGGUGUAAGGAGUUCACAGCUCACACGGGCUAUGAGACCCUUCUGCAGCGGCUGCUGGAUGGCAGGAAGAUGUGCAAGGAUGUGGAGGACCUCCUGAAGCAAAGGGCCCAAGCGGAAGAAAGAUACGGGAAAGAGCUGGUCCAGAUUGCCCGGAAAGCAGGAGGCCAGAGUGAGAUCAACACGCUGAAGGCCUCCUUUGAAAUCCUGAAACAACAAAUUGAGAAUGUGGGAAACUCUCACAUCCAGCUGGCGGUCAUGCUGAAGGAUGAGCUCAAGAGCAUCGAAGAGUUCCGAGAAAGGCAAAAAGAGCAGAGGAAAAAGUACGAGAUGGCCAUGGACCGCGUUCAGAAGAGCAAGCUGUCCCUCUACAAGAAGACAAUGGAGUCCAAGAAGACCUAUGAACAGAAGUGCAGGGAUGCGGACGACGCGGAGCAGGCCUUGGAGCGCAUCAGCGCUCAGGGAAACCCCAAACAGGUGGAAAAGAGUCAGAACAAAGCGAAGCAAUGUAAGGAUGCAGCCAGUGAAGCAGAGCGGACAUACAAACAAAAUGUGAACCAGCUGGAGAAGGCCAGGUGUGACUGGGAGCAGGAGCACCAGCAGACCUGUGAGGCCUUUCAACUCCAGGAGUUUGACCGGCUCACCAUCCUCCGGAACUCGCUCUGGGUCCACUGUAAUCAGCUUUCUGUGCAGUGUGUCAAAGAUGAUGAGUACUAUGAAGAGGUCCGGAUAAGCCUAGAGGGCUGCAGUAUAGAGGCAGACAUCGACUUCUUCAUCCAGAAUAAAAUGACGGGAACAGAACGGCCAGAGCCCAUUCUCUACGAGAACUACAACGAUCGGAACCCCAAUGGAGGCUCGCACAGCCCCAGCCUUUACCCUGCUUGCGGCAUGAUUAAGAGGGCGCGGAGAAGGGCGGGAGCGAGCUCGGGGCUCUCCCUCCCCAUCCAGCCUCCUCGGGAUGAAAGCUGGGAAAUACACGGACGGACAAGGUCGCCCUCCCAGGGUGGGGGCGAGGGGAGGACCUCCCCCCGGCCCGGGCUCGGACGGGCCAGUUGCGCAGGGAUGCGCGCAGGGAUGCGCGCAGGGAUGCGCGCAGGGAUGCGCGCAGGGAUGCGCGCAGGGAUGCGCGCAGGGAUGCGCGCAGGGAUGCGCGCAGGGAUGCGCGCAGGGAUGCGCGCAGGGAUGCGCGCAGGGAUGCGCGCAGGGAUGCGCGCAGGGAUGCGCGCAGGGAUGCGCGCAGGGAUGCGCGCAGGGAUGCGCGCAGGGAUGCGCGCAGGGAUGCGCGCAGGGAUGCGCGCAGGGAUGCGCGCAGGGAUGCGCGCAGGGAUGCGCGCAGGGAUGCGCGCAGGGAUGCGCGCAGGGAUGCGCGCAGGGAUGCGCGCAGGGAUGCGCGCAGGAAGGGCUCCGCCUCUCCCCACGAGUCUCCGCCUGCUGCUCUAUCUGUGCGCGCACUCACGCCUACAGGAGAAGCUUCGGGCCCCCAGAAAGGCAGGGGGCGGCGCCCACGAGGAGCAUGGCAGGGAAAGCGGAGGCACAGGGCGGGGCUUGGGCGGGGCUUCUGGCUCCCCGCACCGCCCCCCCAGCCGCUCCCUCGCUGUGCGCGUGCGCGCUCCGUGCGCUUUUGGGGAGCCGCGGUGCAGGGGAUGCUGGGGCCAGGAGACAUCUGCCUCAGAGUCCGCUAAUCCUGCCCGCCCCAGUUUCCUCGUCUGUAAAACGAGCGGGACAAGCGCACGGCCAACGCUCCUGCAUCUCUGCCAGGAGAAGCCCAAAGAGCCGGGCCUGAGCAAAGCUCUAAACGUGUCCCCUGACACACUCCUGUACGACGGCAUGACGUCAUACUCCGAGAAGGGAAGGCCCUGGCCGGGGAGGUGGCGAGACCAGGGUCCCCCGCUCCGGGCAGGUCUCAUCUCGGGCCCCCUGCAGACCAGCGACAUCGUGUACGCGGACAUCCUGCAGACCAGGUCGGCCCCCGAGGCCUCGGCCCACGACUACAGGGGGCCCUUCCACGGCCCAGGCGGCCCCGCUUCCUUCCAGAACGCGGAUGAGCUGGACCUCACAGCCGGGGACAUCCUGACCGUCAUCCUGCAGGGGGAGGACGGCUGGUGGACGGUGGAGAGGAGCGGCCAGAAGGGCUUCGUGCCGGGCUCCUACCUGGAGCCGCUCUGAGGGAGCCCCGCCCCCGGCCUGGAACCGCGCCCCCCUCCCGGGGACCUCCCUGCGGGCGCCCCGACCCCCAGGCUGAGCCUCCGGGGCCCUGGGGAGGA
Molecule: messenger RNA, 2765 nt
Organism: Sarcophilus harrisii (Tasmanian devil)
Lineage: Eukaryota; Metazoa; Chordata; Mammalia; Dasyuromorphia; Dasyuridae
Gene: PSTPIP1
Product: proline-serine-threonine phosphatase interacting protein 1
Exons: 16
Coding region: 475-2667 (730 amino acids)
Biological process (GO): actin filament polymerization
Cellular component (GO): cytoplasm; plasma membrane; actin filament
Molecular function (GO): actin filament binding
Source: RefSeq, a predicted model, not a curated record